AUGAAGGCCGCACCGCUUCUGGUAUCGUGGCACAAUGAGAACGCCCCAAUCUACUCGGCUCAUUUCGAGCCUGGUGGUAAGGGACGUCUAGCUACAGCUGGUGGUGACAACAAUGUUCGGCUAUGGAAAGUCGAAAACAACGGCGAGGAUCGAAAGGUCACAUAUCUUUCUACCCUCAUGAAACACACACAAGCUGUCAAUGUGGUCCGAUGGUGUCCCAAGGGCGAGGUCCUUGCCAGCGCCGGCGACGAUGGGAACAUCCUGCUCUGGGUCCCCGCCGAGAACCAAGCUCUCCACCAGAACUUCGGCGAGGAAGGCCUCGAAGACAAGGAGACAUGGCGCGUGAAGCACAUGUUCGGAUCUUUGGGAUCUGAAAUCUACGACCUGGCCUGGUCACCCGACGGAGUCUUCUUCAUCACCGGAAGCAUGGACAACGUCGCGAAGAUAUACAAUGCCCAAACAGGUGCAUGCAUUCGUCACAUUGCCGAGCACAAUCAUUACGUCCAGGGGGUAGCAUGGGACCCUCUCAACGAAUACGUAGCGACACAAUCCUCGGAUCGUUCAGUGCACAUCUACACACUCAAGAAUAAGGAUGGUCAAUUCUCGUUGGCACAGAAGAUACACAGGAUGGACCUCCCUGCCCGUCGAAUCUCGUCCAACAGCCCUGCACCCCCCGACUUUGGCGGCCGAGCUUCGUUCGUUUCCAAUGACACCGCUGUUGCAGCUGGUUCGCCCGUACCGUCUGCACCCGGAACACCGCAAUCGUUGGCCCUCCCCAUGAAUCCACCCACAUCCCACAGCCGACGCUCCUCCUUCGGAUCAUCUCCCGCAAUGCGCCGAUCUGCUUCGCCAGCGCCUUCGAUGCCGCUACCAGCGGUCAUGCCCAAUUCCCCGAGCCUCAACAGCCUCAGCGGCUUGGGUGUCCGGAACGCUCCCAUGUACGCAAAUGAGACCCUGACGUCGUUUUUCAGACGCCUUGCUUUUGCCCCAGAUGGCAGUUUGCUAUUCACGCCGGCCGGGCAAUAUAAGACCGUGCAUCCCUCUUUAACAGAAGGCGUCAAGCCAACAGAGGAUAUCACCAACACAGUCUACAUCUACACACGUGCUGGGUUGAACAAACCUCCCGUCGCAUAUCUCCCCGGGCACAAGAAGCCUUCCGUCGCCGUCCGCUGCUCCCCGGUCUACUACACACUCCGUCAGUCAGCUCAACCCACAAAGCAAAUCACUAUCGACACCGCUUCCUCCGAGGAAGAAAUCCAAGCUUUGCCUGAGCCAGCCAUACCGUCCAAGGCACCGACAUCACAUGCGUCAAUGGACCCUCCGCGAUUGACGAGUGCUCCAUCGCCGUCACCCAGCCUGACCUCUGCCUCCCCGAAGCAUAUCGAUGGCGAUGCACCGACGUCCAACGGCCCACCGGCCGGACCCGAAUCUGCUUUCAAGCUACCAUACCGCAUGAUCUAUGCCGUUGCAACGCAAGACGCGGUUCACAUCUAUGACACCCAACAACAGAAGCCCCUUUCUGUUGUUAGUAACCUGCACUUUGCCACCUUCACAGACGUCACAUGGUCUUCUGAUGGAUCGACACUUCUGAUGAGUUCGUCAGAUGGAUUCUGCUCCGCUCUCUCCUUUGCGCCAGGCGAAUUGGGAGAGAAGUAUACAGGACCAUUGCCGACACAGACUCGGACACACCACACUCCUUCGACCAUCAACACCACGACGUCCCAGUCUUCUGCCCAGUCCACACCCAUGGUUACGCCCACCGCAUCCAGCGUGCCUCCUACAAGUUCGACCCCUCAGCCCAAACACCCCGCUGCCGGCAUUACGGCGGCAUCAAGCUCAUUUAUACCAGCACGGUCCGGCAGCCCUACCAGAAGCAAUUCUGUCUCGAGCAUUGCCACCGCCUCUUCGUUUGCUGCUCCCUCACUUGGGGAUCAAAGCAACAUGAAUGCUCCGACGCCUGCCAUGUCUCAAGUCCCUGGGAUAACAGCGACCAAUUCAGGUCCCGUGCCGAUGUGGACUCCACCUAUGACGCCUGCCCAAGGCGGCACGCAUAGUGCAAGCAGCUCUGUCAGCGUCGUUUACGGACGCCGCUCGAGCGAAUCGGAGCGAGAGGAUGGUGUGAGCAGCAGGAAACGAGACCUGCAAGUGGUGCUAGAAGCUGAGGAAGGCCGCGAGGGCAAGAAGAGGAGGAGGGUUGCACCCACCCCAGUGAUCUUUGGGAGCGGCACCGAUGCUGACCAUGCAAUUGCCUCGACUGAAGAGAACACACCAACCCAGACACCAACGCGGUAA
This is a messenger RNA of Aaosphaeria arxii CBS 175.79, 2292 nucleotides long. RefSeq names its product WD40 repeat-like protein. NCBI's taxonomy places the organism in Eukaryota, Fungi, Ascomycota, Dothideomycetes, Pleosporales. Gene Ontology annotation, biological process: nucleosome assembly; DNA replication-dependent chromatin assembly. The record is from RefSeq and is a predicted model, not a curated record. The transcript is spliced from 5 exons. Bases 1 to 2292 code for a protein of 763 amino acids. Gene Ontology annotation, cellular component: CAF-1 complex; nucleus. Gene Ontology annotation, molecular function: protein binding.